Molecule: messenger RNA, 226 nt
Organism: Funneliformis geosporum
Lineage: Eukaryota; Fungi; Glomeromycota; Glomeromycetes; Glomerales; Glomeraceae
Source: the annotation of a GenBank genome assembly
AUGGAUUGUCCGACUGAUGAAUCUGGAUCUCUCCCUAUAGGAAUGUCCAGUGAACUUGCAAAUAAAACGAUUUUCACAUCUCUAAAUAAACAUUAUAAGUUUUUUUUAUUUGGUUUUGGACCUGACACUACAAAGGAAAAUCGAAUUCUUGAGAUUACUGAUAAUCCAGUUCAGUAUUGGGAACACGAAGAGUUAAUUGAAUUUUUUACUCAUUUAGACGUCUUCU